GAAAAAAAAAAUCCGCGAGACCGCGGCGGGGGAAGAUGGCGGUGCCGGGGCAGAGUUUGUGAUCUUGGUGACGAGGCGAGUCGGGCAACUCUUCCGGUCAUGGCGUCAAACUCAACCAAGUCUUUUCUGGCCGACGCCGGCCACGGCGAGCAGGAGCUGGACGCUAACUCUGCUCUCAUGGAGCUGGACAAAGGUCUGAGGUCUGGCAAACUCGGGGAACAGUGUGAAGCAGUUGUCCGCUUUCCUAGGCUUUUCCAGAAGUACCCUUUCCCUAUUCUCAUCAAUUCAGCGUUCCUAAAGUUAGCUGAUGUUUUCAGAGUUGGAAACAACUUCCUGAGGCUGUGUGUUCUCAAAGUCACCCAGCAGAGUGAAAAGCACCUGGAAAAGAUUCUCAACGUGGACGAGUUUGUGAAGAGGGUCUUCUCAGUGAUUCAUAGCAAUGACCCCGUGGCAAGAGCCAUCACUCUCCGGAUGCUGGGAAGUCUGGCGUCAAUCAUCCCUGAGAGGAAGAAUGCCCAUCACAGUAUUCGGCAGAGUUUGGAUUCCCAUGAUAAUGUAGAAGUCGAAGCGGCUGUUUUUGCAGCCGCAAACUUCUCUGCACAAUCAAAGGAUUUUGCUGUAGGAAUAUGCAACAAAAUCAGUGAAAUGAUUCAAGGCUUAGCUACGCCCGUGGACCUGAAGCUGAAGCUGAUCCCCAUCCUCCAGCACAUGCACCAUGAUGCCAUCCUGGCCUCCAGCGCCCGCCAGCUCUUACAGCAGCUGGUCACAUCCUACCCCUCCACCAAAAUGGUCAUUGUGUCUUUGCACACUUUCACUCUGCUUGCAGCCUCCUCUUUGGUGGACACACCCAAGCAGAUUCAGCUUCUGUUGCAGUAUCUGAAGAGUGACCCCAGGAAAGCAGUGAAGAGACUCACUGUUCAGGAUCUGAAGCUACUUGCUAAUAAGACACCACAUACCUGGAGUAAGGAGAAUAUUCAGGCGCUCUGUGAAUGUGCGCUCCAGACUCCGUAUGACAGCUUGAAACUGGGGAUGCUGUCUGUCCUCUCCACGCUGUCAGGGACGAUCGCCAUCAGACAUUACUUCAGUGUGGUUCCAGGUACGGCAGAGACGAUGGCAGGAUCUUUCUCUGUGAAGACUUCCCUUUGCGGCUGUCGCGUGCUAGGAAAUGUAGGUUCUUCUCCCAGAUCUUCCGAUUUAGUCAAAUUAGCCCAAGAGUGCUGUUACCAUAGCAACAGGGGCAUCGCAGCUCAUGGAGUGAGAGUGCUGACUAAUAUAACUGUGUCUUGUCAAGAGAAAGAUCUCUUGUCACUGGAGCAAGACGCUGUCUUUGGCUUGGAAUCCCUUCUGGUGCUUUGUAGUCAGGAUGACAGCCCCGGUGCUCAAUCCACUGUGAAGAUUGCUCUCAACUGUAUGGUGAAGCUGGCCAAGGGCCGGCCUCAUCUGAGCCGGUCAGUGGUCGACACUCUACUAACUCAGCUGCACAGCUCUCAUGAUGCUGCCCGGAUCCUCAUGUGCCACUGCCUGGCAGCCAUUGCCAUGCAGCUGCCAGUACUGGGUGAUGGAAUGCUUGGUGACCUUGUGGAACUCUACAAGGUGAUUGGACGGUCAGCCACAGACAAGCAACAGGAACUUCUGGUAAGCUUGGCUACGGUGAUUUUUGUAGCCAGCCAGAAAGCAUUGUCUGCAGAGGUAAAGGCAGUGAUCAAGCAGCAGCUUGAAAGCGUCUCCAGUGGGUGGACCGUCUACCGGAUCGCCAGGCAGGCUUCCAGAAUGGGCAACCAUGACAUGGCCCGAGAGCUUUACCAGAGUUUGCUGACUCAGGUCGCAUCGGAACACUUCUACUUCUGGCUGAACAGUUUGAAGGAGUUCUCACAUGCCGAGCAGUGUCUCACUGGGCUGCAGGAGGAGAGCUUCAGCUCAGCACUUUCUUGCAUUGCUGAGUCUUUGAAAUUUUACCACAAAGGGAUCGCCUCCUUGACAGCUGCCAGCACACCACUGAACCCUUUAAGUUUUCAGUGUGAAUUUGUAAAACUCAGGAUCGAUCUUCUCCAAGCCUUCUCGCAGCUCAUUUGUACUUGUAACAGCCUGAAGACAAGCCCUCCCCCUGCAAUCGCCACCACAAUUGCCAUGACCUUAGGGAAUGAUCUGCAGAGGUGCGGCCGGAUCUCCAAUCAGAUGAAGCAAUCCAUGGAAGAGUUCCGAAACCUUGCUUCCCGGUACCGAGAUCUCUAUCAGGCAUCCUUUGAUGCUGACUCAGCAACUCUGAGGAACGUAGAACUACAGCAGCAGAGCUGCUUACUGAUAUCUCAUGCCAUAGAAGCCCUGGUUUUGGAUCCAGAGUCAGCAAGCUUCCAGGAGUAUGGAUCCGCUGGGGCUGCCCAUGCUGACAGUGAGUACGAGAGAAGAAUGAUGGCUGUGUACAGCCGCGUCCUAGAAGAGGUGGAGGCGCUCAACCGGAAAUAUGCCCCUGUUUCCUACAUGCACACAGCAUGCCUCUGCAAUGCCAUCAUCGCCUUGCUGAAAGUUCCUCUUUCAUUUCAGAGAUACUUCUUUCAGAAACUGCAGUCCACCAGCAUCAAGCUUGCUCUGUCCCCGUCUCCCCGGAACCCAGCAGAGCCCAUUGCUGUCCAGAAUAACCAGCAGCUGGCCUUGAAAGUGGAAGGCGUUGUUCAGCAUGGCUCCAAACCAGGACUCUUCCGCAGAAUUCAGUCCGUGUGUCUGAGUGUUUCUUCCACACUGCAGAGUAAAUCCAGCCAAGACUACAAGAUCCCCAUUGACAGCAUGACCAAUGAGAUGGAGCAGAGGGUUGAGCCACACAAUGAUUACUUCAGCACCCAGUUCCUGUUGAACUUUGCUGUCCUUGGAACACAUAGCAUUACAGUGGAGUCCUCCGUGAGAGAUGCCAAUGGCAUCGUGUGGAAGACCGGCCCCAGAACUACCAUGUUUGUCAAAUCCCUGGAGGACCCCUAUUCCCAGCAGAUCCGUCUACAGCAGCAGCAAGCCCAGCAGCCUUUGCAGCCACAGCCACAGCCACAGCCUCGCAGUGCCUACACCCGGUUUUAAGUGUGCUCCAAGCACACUGCACACUCCCACACUGCACAGCCGUCAAGCUGCAAGAGGAGUCUAUAUCUUCGUGUGCAUCGAGUGUAAAUGUCAUGGUGUAAAAUCCAUCGCUCACUAAUUUCUGUAAUGUGGCAUUCUGGAGGUUGUUUAAGAAGUCACCUGGCUCCCAGCCAGAAGAUUACACCUUCUUCAUUUCUUAAACCCAGUCUUCUGCCUCACACUUAGCAUUUCUGUUGUUCUUUCUGGUUGGUGAGCUUUUCUUCCAAGAGUGGUCACAGAUCAGUGGUAGAUUUGACUGGGUCUCUACCAGAAUGAUUGGAGUGGGAAAUCCUGUCUAGUGCGUGCAGGGUUCGUUCAGGGCCAGAGAUUGAGACCUUCUCGACUGGGAACCUGUGGUCCACAGUCUGGCUUCCUCCUGCAUUGUUGUCACCUCCUGUCUGUCUCCUACACUAGAGCAAUGCUAGUUUUGGUCUUUAAUUGAUUCAAAAUUUAAUUUCUAUGUAGUAUGUUGUUUUUUGUGGCAUGUGACUAUAACACAGAUGUUUUACAGUUUUUCUCAAAGUGAACAUGGCUCCCAUAUAAUGUCUUCCUUUUAAUGUAGAAGGGACAGAUCCUUUCCUAUGGUCUCUACUGAAGGAGGUGCGGACUCUGCACUUGAUGUCUACAUAGCAGUUUGCGUGGCCGGUGCUCAGGGAACAGCGAUUGAUGGUUAGCCAGAGAAGCCCUUUUUCUGUUUUAGUCCUGGUUGAAAACUGUAUGACAACAUACUUGAACUUUAUACCAGGCAUGUUUAACUGUCCUUGUGUAAUUGCUCAGUGUUUGGAGACCACAGUUAGUAGACAGGAGACCUGAGCGCUGCCGAUAGCGGUGUGUGUGGUCAGUGGGUGGGGUGCAGUGCAGCCACUGAGAGCGUGAG
This is a messenger RNA of Chionomys nivalis (European snow vole), 3979 nucleotides long. It is a transcript of the gene Ints7, whose product is annotated as integrator complex subunit 7. Gene Ontology annotation, biological process: snRNA 3'-end processing. The record is from RefSeq and is a predicted model, not a curated record. Gene Ontology annotation, cellular component: integrator complex. NCBI's taxonomy places the organism in Eukaryota, Metazoa, Chordata, Mammalia, Rodentia, Cricetidae. The coding region runs from base 100 to 3063 and encodes 987 amino acids. The transcript has 20 exons.